AUGAAGUACUCUCUAUCUAUUCUUGCAACCAUCGCACCGCUUGCCUUGGCAACUCCUUUUGCCAGACAAUCCGGCUCGAACCCUUCAGUCGACGGGCUGAACUUCGUCAUUGAUGGCGAGACUGGUUAUUUUGCUGGAACAAAUGCAUACUGGUUGCCAUUCCUUACCGAUGACGCCGACGUCGAUCUUGCAAUGGGUCAUUUGGCGGAAUCAGGCCUCAAGAUCCUCCGCGUCUGGGGUUUCAACGAUGUGAACACCGUCCCCAGCAACAAUGCCACUGUCUACUUCCAGCUCCACGAGAACGGCGCUUCCACUAUCAACACUGGAAGCAACGGCCUCCAACGUCUGGACUAUGUUGUUUCCUCAGCAGAAAAGGAAGGGAUUAAGCUGAUUAUCCCGUUUGUGAACAACUGGGAUGAUUACGGCGGCAUGAAUGCCUACGUUACAGCGUAUGGCGGCAGCGACCAGACGAGCUGGUAUACCGAUGCCGAUAUGCAGGGCGCCUAUCAGACCUAUAUAGAGGCAGUGGUCUCUAGAUACGCGGACUCGACUGCAAUUCUGGCCUGGGAGCUGGGAAACGAGCCGCGUUGUUCGUCAUGCGAUACUUCUGUCAUCAAUAAAUGGGCGACAGAGACCAGUGCGUUUGUGAAGUCUAUCGAUCCCAACCACCUGGUCACUAUUGGAGAUGAGGGAAUGGGCCUUAAUGGAUCCAGCGAUUAUCCGUACCAAACCACCGAAGGCAAUGACUUUGCUCUCAACCUGGCCAUUCCCGACGUCGACUUCGGCACCUUGCAUCUGUACACUGCAGACUGGGGGGUGACCAAUAACUCCUGGGGAAACCAAUGGGUCAAGGACCACGCCGCGAUCUGCGAGUCCAUUGGCAAGCCGUGCUUGUUUGAAGAGUAUGGAAUCAAGGAUGACCACUGCACCGACGAGUUAGACUGGCAGGAUACUGCGCUUGCGGCAACUGGAAUCGCAGGUGAUUUAUUCUGGCAGUUUGGCGAUACUCUUAGUGCAGGCGAAACAGCGGAUGACCACUACACUGUGUACUACGGCACCGAGGACUGGGACUGUGUGGUGACGGACCAUGUUGCUGAGAUCGGUAGUGGCCAGAGUGCCAGGAAGUAUAUCCGUCUUUGA
Aspergillus puulaauensis is the source of this 1140-nucleotide messenger RNA. It is a transcript of the gene manF, whose product is annotated as putative endo-1,4-beta-mannosidase. Gene Ontology annotation, biological process: carbohydrate metabolic process. The coding region runs from base 1 to 1140 and encodes 379 amino acids. The transcript is spliced from 3 exons. Gene Ontology annotation, molecular function: hydrolase activity, hydrolyzing O-glycosyl compounds. The record is from RefSeq and is a predicted model, not a curated record. Lineage: Eukaryota; Fungi; Ascomycota; Eurotiomycetes; Eurotiales; Aspergillaceae.